GAUACAUAUGCCUCCUGCUUUCUUUUACUACAAUAAAUUGCUGGAAUGUCUGUCUUUUGCACUCUGUUGAAAUACAACCAAACUUGUUGUUUCUUGAAAAUGAAUUUUCUUAUUCAGUAAACACGUAGCAACUAACAUAAUUAUGAUGUAAUCAUGUUCAGGCCAGCUUACAUCAAGAUAUUGCCAAGGUGCCGUACAAAAGCCAUUGCUUUCCAAAAACAAUGUUUACACCUUUCUUCAUAUACACAUCAGAAACGUGAGGCAGGUCUCAGUGAACGUACAUUAGUUAGUACCCAAAAUGGUAUUAGACGGAUAACAUUAAAUAGCUUAAAAAAGAGAAAUGCUUUAUCAUUGAUGAUGCUGAAAGAAUUGAAAGAACGUUUGCUUGACUGUCACGAAGACAAGGAUGUCAGGGUUGUCAUCAUUGAUCAUAAUGGACCCGUGUUUUCAUCUGGUCAUGAUUUGAAAGAACUUCAAUCUAACACGGGAAGUGAAUACCACACAAAGAUAUUUCAAACAUGCACAGAAGUGAUGAAUCUUGUACAAGAUAUAGAUGUACCAGUUAUUGCUGAAGUAAAUGGUGUUGCAACAGCAGCAGGUUGUCAGUUAGUAGCUACAUGUGACUUAGCUGUUGCAUCUGAUAAAUCAAUAUUCGCUGUACCAGGAGUUUUGAUUGGUUUAUUCUGCUCCACUCCUGGUGUUGCUUUGUCGCGUGCAGUGAAUCGUAAACAAGCAUUAAAAAUGUUACUUACUGGAGAAUCCAUAUCUGCAUCAGAGGCCUUGUCCGCUGGUCUUAUUAACGAAAUGGUAACAGAGGAUAAAGUUGCUGAAACAAGUCAAAAAUUAGCUGAAAAAAUAGUCCACCACAGUCGACCUGUCAUUGCAGUUGGAAAGAAAACGUUUUAUCAACAGGUGAAACAAACAAGAGAUGAGGCGUACUGCCUUGCAGAGAACGUUAUGGUUGAAAAUUUGAAACAUGCUGAUUCACAGGAAGGAAUUGAUGCUUUUUUCACCAAACGAAAGCCAUCGUGGACGGAUGAAUGAUUGACUGGUUGGAACAUAUAAAUGCGUGUUUUUGAUUGGUGGAUUGCGGACGCCGGAAAUUUCUUUUGUACAAUAUUUAUAUAUAUCUUUUAUUAUGUAACAUUUUUUAUAAUUCUAAAAAUUAAUUAACCGCCAA
This is a messenger RNA of Hydractinia symbiolongicarpus, 1180 nucleotides long. Its product is annotated as enoyl-CoA hydratase domain-containing protein 3, mitochondrial-like. NCBI's taxonomy places the organism in Eukaryota, Metazoa, Cnidaria, Hydrozoa, Anthoathecata, Hydractiniidae. Gene Ontology annotation, cellular component: mitochondrion. The coding region runs from base 154 to 1044 and encodes 296 amino acids. Gene Ontology annotation, molecular function: hydro-lyase activity. The transcript is spliced from 10 exons. The record is from RefSeq and is a predicted model, not a curated record.